GCUCCCACUAUCCUCAAUCUCGUCCGACCUUGCCCCCCCCCCCCCCAACGCUCACCCACAUGUCGGACACAUUUCGUCACCGUUUUUUCUGAACAACUCGGAAUAACUUUGGUGGUCAUAGUUCCUUCAAAUGAGCAGUUAUCAACCUCGACACUGAUUCUCAGCCCCUUGAUGGAUACCCUCCUCGGUAGCAUGUCUUGAAGCCCAAGCUACUGGUAUUUCUUUCGGCACAAAACUGCUUGCCACCACCUGGCUGUCUACUAUCUGAGCGGCUGCUCUUCGUCAAGCCGAGAGCUAUAGCAGCAUCGUUAAUCAUGGAGCAACUGCCCUCAUAUCAGGAUGCUACCGGGAAGAAAGAAUGGCUCGAGCUGGUAGCACCUUACAUUGAUGCCUCCGAUUACCAAAGCCUGUGCUGCGUUUCCAGACAAUUUCGUAGGGUUUUUGCCCCACGAGCUUGGAAGGAUCCUCUUUCCGUUGUACGCACAUUGAAUCGGGAUACAGCCUAUGACUACCGUUGGUACUCGAGGUUUCUUGGCCGUGUACGACAAGUAGACACCUCAGUAGCGUCCAUGGUAGCCAUUAUGGACUUCCGCGGCUUCGCCCCCACUCCUGGACUGGAAGAAUACCAAGAUGCAUACAAUAGGAGCUUUCAGGAGCUUGCGAUUCGGCUCCCCAACCUGCGCUGCUUGUUGCUCGAUGGCCACCCACAACUCAGCCUGUCUAUGCUAUCUAGGCAUGCCUUGCGAUCGAGUACCGUCGAUUCCCUAGACAAGAUCCACCUAGUCAGCAUCGCAAAUUGUGGAACGUCGCUUCCAGCAAAGUUCUUUGGCGACCAAUGGCUUAGUGGCUUGGUCUAUCUAGACAUGUCAAACACCCCUGGGACUCUCGGAAACCAAUGGGCGCUUACAUCCCAUGACCUGCCGCACCUCCGCAUCCUGAAGCUCGGGAGAAAGAAUCUGACUGAUUGGACUGCUGGCGCCAUCGUACGCGAAUUCGGCACGCGGUUGUGGAGUCUUGACGUUUCCGGGAACGGCCUCACGGACAACUUUCUCAGAAUGCUGUUGGAACACAGUCUCCCUACCUAUGCAAACACUGAGCUACGGAUCAACAACCAUUUCGCUGUUGAAGGGCAAUUAAGACCGGUGUUUGAAACUGGCCAUCCCCGCGCCAACCGUGGACUGUAUUUUGUCGACGAGUCUGAUCAGAGCGCGACAUUUUCGUCUGCUGAGCGAUACCUUGCGGACCCCCCAAUCUACGACUCUUUGAAUGGCGAUUCUAUCAGCGAACAAGGUCAAGUCAGAUUGCGUGGCCGAUCUAGGGGGCAGGAACGCAUCAGAGGUGACUCGGCGGAGGACGCGGUCAGAGUUCUAGCAGGUGCUGAAGGGGAAGAAUUACCUGAUGCACUACACCCCCAACACCAAAGGCUUCAUUGGCCGUCUCCCCAGGCAGGUACCACGCAUUUGCAUCUCAACGAGCUCAGGCUCAGCGCAUCUGCCGUCAAGUCUUUUCUUAGCGAGUCUUCUGGUCACAUUGAACACUUCGAAUGCGACCGAACAUCGCUGUCGUCUCACUACGCCUCUUUCUGGCAGAGCAAAGCGCCGUUCCUCUCCAAAGCCGCCACCUUGUAUGCUCUCCCAGGGGCUGCGUACCUCUUCCGCCCCGUCAUAUCGUCGAAUUUGCGCGUGCUCAAGAUUCACCAUUCCUUGAUCACCAACACCCCUACUCUCGAUUCUCGAAGCACCGGCGAGUUGACCAACCUGUGGUUGGCCGAGACAUACAUGCGCAAAAGGCUCGAUCUCGCCUAUCCGCAGACGUACGUCCCAGACAUGAACCCGCGUCUUUAUUCACUCACCAUCUCUGUGAUCCCGCGCUACUCGACCGGUGUCGUCGCCCAACGACUGAUCAACUUCCUGCGUCUUGUCGCUAUCCAGGAGCAAGAGAUCGAAAGCACAAGAGCUGCAGUGCCAUUCCGAGGACCGCCGGUGUUGCGUGGUCUCCGCCACGUCCGACUAGAGUUUGAGCCAGACGCCAAGGACGACCUCGGCUCUCUCGAUGACGAGACUGAUGAAAAGGACUCGGCAAAGUUUAUUGAAGAGGGCACAGGAGCGUUCUCCUUCUUCGAGGGCGCAUGGGAUCCAUCAUCCUCGUCUGUCACGUCCAGAGUGACGGAACAUUCGACUACUGAGACCGCAAACGUGAGUGACGUCGAUACCCAUCGCAAUGCCCUCUCCACCACCGCGGAACGAAUCAGCGACUAUCCUUUCAAUAAGGCGAUAGACGAGCAGGUCAACUUCAGCCUCCUCGCAGGCGGCGAUGGCGAUCAGCCCCCCAAGCUGGUCUCAGUCUGGGUGGGAUCAGGGAUCAUCAGCCCGAACAAACCGCCCGCCAUCAACGAGUACAUGAAGAACACCUGCGACACGGCCAACCGCACGGACGUCUGCCCCGCGACGCCCUGCCACGUCGCCGCCGGCGUACCGCCGGGAUCGUUCAUAUUCGAGCGCGCGUGGGACGCGAUAACGCUGCCGGGGGCCACCACCAAAGUCAGGCUGCCCACCAAGGCGGAGCUGCGGGCCAUGGAGGACGUGGUCGCGCGGGUCAAGGCCUUCCGGCUGGAGUCGCGGCGAGUGUACGCCGCGCUGGAGCCCGGGCGCCGCAACGCCGUUGGGCAGCACGAGUACUGGCGGGGCCGGCUGGAGCUUGUGCUACCGCGACCGCGGGUGCACUCGUCGGAUUAUUGGAGGUAGAUUGAUCGUGGCCUGUCAGUUAUCGGAGCGAAGAAUACGUAUGGUACAACAAUCUUCGCGUUUGUAGAUACGAACUGCCAUCCAAGAGCUACAGCGCGAGUGAAUAUUGCUCUCGGGUAUCUUCCUCGAGGCUAGCAUUUAACCAACAGAGGCAAUCAGAUGGUUUUCGGCCGCCCUGUAAAGCCCUGCUCGGCCACGGUGAAAUACAGUGGGUUUGACGCCGUUGGGAUCAAUAGCCGAGGCCUGAAUUAAGCACGAAGGGCCAACGGUCCACCACGCGACCGCGAUAGGGGUAAUAUCAGAGCUUAGGCGUACGCGCAAAUCGCCCUAUGACUCGGGAGUCCCACCCA
Messenger RNA from Diaporthe batatas, 3094 nucleotides. RefSeq lists its product as uncharacterized. Lineage: Eukaryota; Fungi; Ascomycota; Sordariomycetes; Diaporthales; Diaporthaceae. The transcript has 2 exons. Bases 315 to 2744 code for a protein of 809 amino acids. The record is from RefSeq and is a predicted model, not a curated record.